GUGGCGUCACCGGAAACCGGAAGUGUUACUCCCCACUUCCCAUGUCUCGCUUUCUAUUGACGGGAUGUAAGACCCUUCCAAACAUAUUUCUAUCGCAAAGCUCCAGACGCAUUUGGACCAGGUCCAUCCCUCAACCCGCAUCCUUUGGUUUCCGCUCCAUCCUCCCCCGCUAUCAUUACGCUCUCCGCCCCAGCACGAUGGAGCUCAAGGAUGUUGUAAAGGUUUUGGAGGAUCUCGCGCCCCUCUCGCUGGCCGAGCCGUGGGACAACGUAGGCCUGUUGGUGGAGCCAAGCGAGCCGCGGCCCAUCAGAACCAUCCUGCUGACCAACGACCUCACCGAGGCAGUCAUGGAGGAAGCGCGGGCCGAAGAAUGCGAUCUCAUCAUCUCCUACCACCCCCCGCUCUUUCGACCAAUCAAACGUCUGGUCCAGAAGGACUGGAAGCAGCGAUUAGCUAUCCGAGCUUUGGAGGCCGGCAUUGCGGUCUUUUCGCCUCACACGUCCUGGGACAGCGUUAGUGGAGGAGUUAACGACUGGCUGGUCAGAGGACUUGGUAGCGGUCAGGUGUCUGUGCUCAAUCAGGCCUAUGUGGACAUGCCUUACAGUCACAUUGUGGAAUUCCAAUGCAGAAAUGACACAUUGGAUGUUCUCCUGGCGGAACUGAACGCUUUGGGUGGAGUAUUAGUACAAGAUCCUCUCAGAUGUGAUGCCACCAAGACUCAAGUCAGCCUAUACUGCAGCGGUUCAGUUCUGCCUUCAGUUUUUGACAGAAUCACACGAUACAUCGACAAGUCCCUCCGCAUUCUUAAAGCAGAAAAGCCCCCUCGAACGGGCCACGGUCAGGGGCGACUCAGUGUUUUGGAUGAGCCGGUAACCGUGGCAACUGCUGUGAAGAAAAUGAAGUCCCACUUGGGUUUGCGGCAUGUCCGUUUGGCCCUCGGACUGGGAUGCACGCAAGAAUCCUUUGUGCACACUGUGGCUGCGUGUGCGGGAUCGGGAGCCUCGGUGCUGAAUGGCGUCCGAGCAGACCUUUACGUCACCGGUGAAAUGUCCCACCAUGAGGUGCUGGAUGCAGUUGCCACGGGAACCAGCGUCAUCCUCAGCGAUCACAGCAACAGCGAGCGCGGCUAUCUGUCCGUGUUCCGAGAGAACCUCAUCGGGAAGGUUCCUGCUGAUGUUGUCGUGAUGGUCUCCAAGGCUGACAAGGACCCCCUGGAGGUUGUGUGAAGAGUCAAGGGAUUGUUUCUAUACUGUCAAAUGAAUCCAUAUUCUCUAUGGAUUCAUCUUCCAAAAUUGGAAGAUUAUGGACUAUGUUGUCAGCAAUAAACCACCGCGGCUCAUUUGUUGAAAAAC
Syngnathus acus (greater pipefish) is the source of this 1352-nucleotide messenger RNA. It is a transcript of the gene nif3l1, whose product is annotated as NIF3 NGG1 interacting factor 3-like 1 (S. cerevisiae). Gene Ontology annotation, cellular component: mitochondrion; cytoplasm. The record is from RefSeq and is a predicted model, not a curated record. Lineage: Eukaryota; Metazoa; Chordata; Actinopteri; Syngnathiformes; Syngnathidae. The coding region runs from base 42 to 1226 and encodes 394 amino acids. The transcript is spliced from 7 exons.